Gavialis gangeticus (Gharial) is the source of this 1189-nucleotide messenger RNA. RefSeq names its product coiled-coil domain containing 28A (gene CCDC28A). The transcript is spliced from 5 exons. Lineage: Eukaryota; Metazoa; Chordata; Crocodylia; Gavialidae. The record is from RefSeq and is a predicted model, not a curated record. Bases 117 to 671 code for a protein of 184 amino acids.
UCACUUCCCUAAACAAGCCGGCCGGGCCGGGGCGGGAUGUGACCCUGGGGCUAGGGCCGGGACCAGGGCCGCCCGCUGGGCGGUCGCUUCCGGGACGCUGGGGGUGGGCGGCCGUCAUGGAGGAGCGGAAGAUGAAGCGGCGGAGCCCCAAGGCCUCCAGCACCCAUCCCACCCCGGCCGCCGGCGCCAAGAAGGGUGCCUUGCCCUCCAGCAAGAGCACGGCCUUUGCCCCCGCCGCGCCGCAGCCCGCGGCCCAGAGGCCCAAGCUGAAGCGAAUAACAAAAGAGAAAGCCAAACCUCCUGCAACAGAAGGAAAAGGAGCACAGGCCGCUCCAAUACAGCACUCUUUUCUCACAGAUGUAUCAGAUGUCCAGGAGAUGGAAAAGGGACUACUGAGCCUUUUGAACGACUUCCAUUCUGGCAAACUCCAAGCAUUUGGAAAUGAAUGUUCCAUAGAACAGAUGGAACAUGUGCGGAGUAUGCAGGAGAAGCUGGCACGCUUGAACUUGGAACUAUAUGGGGAGUUGGAAGAACUUCCUGAAGAUAAGAGAAAAAUAGCCAGUGACUCCAAUUUGGACAGGCUGCUAUCAGAUCUGGAAGAACUGAAUUCUUCUAUACAAAAACUACACUUGGCUGAUGCUCAAGAUAUUCCAAAUACUACCACCAGUUAAGAGUGUCGGUUUCUUGAUUUGGGGACAUCUCCAUGAAGCUGUAUAUUAUUUUUCCAGUGAAAUGUUGAAGCUGUAUUUUAUUUUUCCAGUGAAGCCUUUUUUGCACAACAAAGAAUUAUAAUUCAAAUGCAAUUUUUUUUUCGUAUUAGCUGAUUUGAGCACUGCAGUGCAUCCGGGUUGGAAUCUAGAGAUCUAACUACAGUGCUUGUGCUGCCAUGCUGUACGUUGUUGCCUUAUUAAAUAUAAAAUUUGGGAAAACUUGAAAGAACAUUUUCCUAUUCAGCAUUGUUCAUGUCUGAAUUCACUUAUGUAUAUAUGUUCUCUCGCAUUGCUGUGAUUUUAACUAAGGUGGCAGUGAUGUUGCUGCCUUCUUACUCAAUAUGUGGACAAUCUGCAUACUUUUUCAGUGUUUUAUUGAUCAAUGAUGACAUUAAAAGUGUUAAUGAAUUUAUUAAUACAAAUCAUUUUAAAAUUCACUACCCACAUUUUAUGUAGUAAAGUUCUCUCUCCAUAAUCAA